Molecule: messenger RNA, 2163 nt
Organism: Durio zibethinus
Lineage: Eukaryota; Viridiplantae; Streptophyta; Magnoliopsida; Malvales; Malvaceae
Product: protein S-acyltransferase 8-like
Biological process (GO): peptidyl-L-cysteine S-palmitoylation; protein targeting to membrane
Cellular component (GO): endoplasmic reticulum; Golgi apparatus
Molecular function (GO): protein-cysteine S-palmitoyltransferase activity
Source: RefSeq, a predicted model, not a curated record
UUUACUACUUAAGUACUUUCCCUUAAACAAACAAAAUCCCAGGUAUGUUCUGUCCUUUCGCCACCAAUCUCAUCAUGCCAUCUCAGCCUGGACCCACCAAUUGGAAGAUAAUCUAGUGGCAAAUUAGUAAUUUCACAUGUCAUAAACCUAAAAAGCAAAUGCCCUUUUCUAGUUUGAAAAAUAUGAUAUAGUGGCGUGAUUUUUCCCUCCAGUAUUUUUUUUUAAUAUAAUGAAAAGGCAAAGUCCUAAAAAUUCCCAUCUCGCUCACGGACAGAACGCGAAUAACCCACACACUUCUGUUUUUUUUACAAUAAUUCCCUUUUUAUUAAAUAUUGAAUACCCAAAAAACCAGGGUCCAACUCUGGCAUUUACGAUUCAAUCAUCAUACGGAGCACGAUUUUCAGUGUGGUGAGGAUGGUUUUUGCCAGAAGAGGUUUUGUGAUUUUUUUUAAAUGAAAUGAAAAUCCCCCACAAGUUUCAAAUCUUCGACUCAGUUCCAGCGUAAUACAAUAAAGCUAUAAGAGGGAAGAGGAGGCGUUGGAAUUUCUCUCAUGGAAAGGCGCGUUUACGAAGUUUGGAAAGGAAGAAAUAAGUUUAUCCUUGGUGGGAGGCUGAUAUUUGGGCCAGAUGCUAGGUCUCUGCUUGUUACCUUAUUGCUGAUCACUGUUCCUGUUAUUAUCUUUUGUGUAUUUGUUGCAAGGCAUCUUCAGCAUGCAUUUUCUCCACACAAUGCAGGAUAUUCAAUUCUGGUGGUAGCAAUUGUAUUUACUAUCUAUGUGUUGAUUCUUCUUUUGCUCACAUCAGCCCGGGACCCUGGAAUCAUUCCACGCAAUUCACAUCCACCAGAGGAAGAGUUCCGCCAUGAUUCUUCGGUUUCAGCUGAGGCUGGGGGUAGGCAAACACCCAGCCGUCAGUUCCCUCGAACCAAGGAAGUUAUGGUUAAUGGAAUUCAUGUGCGAGUGAAGUAUUGUGACACAUGCAUGCUCUAUCGCCCUCCCCGUUGCUCCCACUGUUCCAUUUGCAGCAAUUGUGUGGAGCGUUUUGAUCACCAUUGCCCUUGGGUGGGGCAAUGCAUUGGACAGCGAAAUUACCGGUAUUUCUUUAUGUUCGUUUCUUCGGCAACUGUUCUCUGCAUCUAUGUGUUCUCCAUGUCAGCGUUGUACAUCAAGGUUCUGAUGGAUGAUCACCAUGGAACAGUUUGGAAAGCAAUGCAGGAAUCUCCUCCAUCUGUCAUACUAAUGGCAUAUUGUUUCAUUUCGCUGUGGUUUGUAGGCGGGCUAACUGGGUUUCAUUUGUACCUCGUUGGAACAAACCAGACUACCUAUGAAAACUUUCGAUAUAGGGCUGACAACAGAAUCAAUGUUUACAAUCGGGGUUGUCCAAGUAAUUUUCUUGAAGUAUUUUGCACAAAAAUAAAGCCCUCGAAGAACAAUUUUCGGGCUUUUGUUCAAGAGGAGGUACCAAGGCCUACUUUACCAAGUAGCCGGGAAGCAGAAGCAGAAGAUCUUGAUGGAGAUCUACGUUCAAAGGUUGAGGAUGAUCUAGAGAUCGGUGAAGAUCUAUUGAAGAUCUCCCAGAGGCGUAAUAUCGAGGAAAUUGAUGAGGAAAUCCGCAGUAGAGGGAGCAACGGCCCUUCUCAUACCACCUUGGAGGCUGAUUCUAUUCUAGGUUCAGAUCAUCGUGCUCCUACAAUUCGAUCUGACACUAGACACUCAAGUUGGGGAAGGAGAAGUGGUAGUUGGGAAAUUGCAGCCGAUGUCCUUGCCAAUUCCACCGUUACUGAAAGCAGAAGCUAUAUCAUUCCAAAAGAAGUUAGACAAUGAUGGGGUAAUUUGUAUGGUUUGCCAUUGCAUGAAUGAUGAUGUGCAGUCUGUUGGAUAGUGUUUUCCUCGUAUGGCGGGGAAGUUCAAUUGAUUAGAGAAUGACAAUUAUCCAUCGGGGAGUGAAAUUUACUCCCCUUUUAGGUGUGAAAGCAUGUAUUAUCAACUUUCUUUUAUUUCUUUUUUUUUUUUUUUGAAUUCUAGUACUUCUCUUUUUUAGUUUUCUUUUGGAAAGCAGUCCAUGGGAUAGGAAUGUGUCUUUGUAAUUGUUUUUGAGAAGAUAAAUGAAUAGUGCCUUCCUUUCUAUACUCUCUUCUCUUAGCAUUGUUGAAAUGAUAUUCAA